AUGGCAGGUGGCGGUAAAAUUGUCAAGAAUACGGCAGGCAAGCAAGCCUUGCGAGCUAACAAGAAGGUUACAAAGCAGGCAUCGAAACAAAGCCGCAAAAUUACAAGCGUGGCCAAGCCCAAGCGCUUAAAGGGCCAUGUCCAACGGGCUAUAAAGGCUAAGGAGCCUAAACUUGUCGAGAACACCAAGAACUUGUUAGUGAUGCGUGGCAACAAGACCAGUGAGGAAGUAAACGAAUUGUUGCGUGAUUUGCGCAUGAUAAAAGCUCCAUUUGUGAAAUUUAUGGGCAAAAGAAAUGAUAUUCAUGUGUUUGACGACGAGAACAAGGUCGAGUUCCUGACUCAAAAGAAUGACGCCAGCCUCUUCCUUAUCGGUAGCAGCACUAAAAAACGUCCGAAUAAUCUCGUUUUCGGCCGCACUUUUGACGGACACAUAUUGGACGUUUUGGAGUUUGAAUUUGCGAACUUUAAGCCUAUCAGUGCUUUCAAGUGCAAGAGUAAGAAAGCACCCGGCUCCAAGCCCAGUUUUGUGUUCACAGGCGACCAGUGGGAGAGUAUUGAGGCAUUCGUGAAGCUUAAAAACAUCCUGCUCGAUACGUUUCGUGGUACUGUCGUGCAGAGUGUCAACGUGAAGGGUCUGGACCACGUCAUCGUGUGCACGGCGUGGAAAGAAAAGGUCUUUUUCCGCUCAUACUCAAUCGACUUUAAGAAGGGCGACGAGACUCAUCCACGUGUAGAACUAGAUGAAAUGGGCCCGCGUUUUGAUUUACACUUUCGCCGCACAAAGUUCGCUUCAGCUGAUUUAAUGAAGGUUGCCACGAAGAAGCCGAAGGGUUUGGUGCCCAAAAAGAUUAAAAACAUCACUCGUGACAAGGUCACGGGUGAUAAGCUGGGCCGCGUCCACAUCGACCACCAGGAUAUCUAUUCGAUGCAGAGCCGUCGGGUCAAAGCAUUGCGUAAAACGCCGGGUGACUUAAAGAAGGGUGAUGCUGACGGCGUCGGAGACGGCGACAAUGAGAUGAAAGAUUAA
Messenger RNA from Plasmopara halstedii, 1029 nucleotides. RefSeq names its product Protein required for biogenesis of the ribosomal 60S subunit. Gene Ontology annotation, molecular function: rRNA binding. Bases 1 to 1029 code for a protein of 342 amino acids. Gene Ontology annotation, cellular component: nucleolus. The record is from RefSeq and is a predicted model, not a curated record. Gene Ontology annotation, biological process: ribosomal large subunit assembly; maturation of LSU-rRNA from tricistronic rRNA transcript (SSU-rRNA, 5.8S rRNA, LSU-rRNA). Lineage: Eukaryota; Oomycota; Peronosporomycetes; Peronosporales; Peronosporaceae. The transcript has a single exon.